AUGGCGCACAUGACAUUCCCAUUCCCGUUCUCCGGCUGUCUUGACGCAACUGCGGGCGCUCCGGCGCUGAGCCGCCUUCCUAGCCCGCCGGACGGUACCUCCGGCGGCGACACUACAAAGUGGCGACGAGGUGAAAACAAUGCGUACGUCGACGUUGCCGCCGGAGACACCGCCCGGCCCGCUCUGAAGAAGAGCCUCCUGCUGAAUGCACUGGGAGUUGAAGGCCUGGAUGUUUAUUGGACGCUACAAGCUGCCCAGGAACAGGCGGGGAGCGGAGAUGGCACUCGGGACGAAGGGUUACACCCAAACUCUUCCGCUCCUUCGCCAAGUUUGGAUCCUGUGAGAACACGAGUGUUCCACAAGCAACAGGCAACUAAGCAACGCAUUGAUUCUAAGCGUGGAGCAAAACCUCCUAAGCUACAGGUGGGCCUCAGAGUUAAAGUUCGUCUGCCAGGAAAGCAGAAUAAAUACAGAGGUCCUUAUACAAUCCUUAGUCAAACUGGUUUCAAUUCCUUUCGCCUUAGUGAUGGCAACGUCUGGAAUGCAUCAAAGCUGGUAGUUGUUCAUGCUGAGCAGAAUGCAACUCCACAGCAGAAUUCAUGUCCUCCACCUAACACAUCUUCUAUGCAACAACAUAAUUCCUCCUCACCUCCAUGUUCUUUUGCAGUUCCACAGUUAGUGCGACUUCCACUAACCACCUUGCAGGCACCUUCACAACAAUCGGCUGAUGUGCCCAGCCCCAAUGCAACGCUUCUCGAAAGGGGGAUAGAUACGUCGACUAACAUGCCGCCUACGGAAAAUCUUGAAACUUUGCCGCAUUCGCUCUCCGAUGAGCGUGUAGCUGAGCCCCAAGGCUCAAAUUCUUCUACUGACCGAUCCCUUCGUCCCAAACGGCACCGAAGAAAGCCGACUCGAUACAAGGACUACGUUCCUUGAUAUAUAUAUUCUUCAUAAUACUCAUGUUUCACAUACUUAUACACCACUUUAUAUACUACUUUCAUAUAUUACUUA
This is a messenger RNA of Rhipicephalus sanguineus (brown dog tick), 1011 nucleotides long. RefSeq lists its product as uncharacterized. The record is from RefSeq and is a predicted model, not a curated record. NCBI's taxonomy places the organism in Eukaryota, Metazoa, Arthropoda, Arachnida, Ixodida, Ixodidae. The transcript has 4 exons. The coding region runs from base 1 to 936 and encodes 311 amino acids.